This is a messenger RNA of Pectinophora gossypiella (pink bollworm), 2401 nucleotides long. RefSeq lists its product as uncharacterized. Bases 1 to 2358 code for a protein of 785 amino acids. The record is from RefSeq and is a predicted model, not a curated record. The transcript has 4 exons. Lineage: Eukaryota; Metazoa; Arthropoda; Insecta; Lepidoptera; Gelechiidae.
AUGCAUUAUACGUUGAUGAUGAUGAUGUUCGGGUGUUUAGUGGCGCAGACGUUCACGAGGCCGGCGACGAUGGAAGACGCCGGCGACAGUGAGUUUAACAGCGAAGGGGAUGAGGCGGAAUACGCCGGCGAGAAUGAUGGCUCGGAGGCCGACGACUCCGUGCAAGAUGAGGAGGAGUCUCGCUUGAGUGAACAGGACUCUGCCCCGGAUGAUCAAGAAGAAGAACCAAGGCAAAACCAGCAUUUUCGAGAACCUAACGGAAACGCGUAUUCGCAGAAAUCAUCUGGAGACGAGGAUCAGACCACCGGAGACACAGGAGAUAGUUUCGCAGGCUUGAAGUCUAACAAAAACAGCGAUUCUGACGAGGAACCAGUCGAAGAAUCCAAUUCCAACAACGAAUACCAAACACCUACAAAACUACGGGAAUCUGGAAAAUUCAUUGAGAAAGGCGAAAUCAACGAUCAGCCAGAUGCUCUGCAACACUUAUUGAACCGCGACGACAAUAACGUUAAAUCGCUGCGCAAUGACAAGAACGCAAUCAACAAACGAACACCUAUUUCUCGAAACGUAGCCAACGAAGAAGAUUUGCUUUUUGAAAGCAAUGAUGGUAAUCGCGAUCAACGUGAAAAAACCGAUAAAGGAGAGUACAACAAUGAAUCUUCAGAUGCUAGUGAACAAUCACAAUACUCCAAGAAGCUGUAUAACACAAUGCAAGAAGGAGUACCUGAUGAAAAAAGAUACGACAACCACUAUAAUUUGAACAGAGAUAGGCGGGCUAUACAAGAUACGAAUGAUACUAUUUCUAAUUUAAAUAGCAACAAUGCACAACUGGAAACUGACGACGAAGAAGCAGCUAUUAAAAGACACGUAAAGAAGUUAUCCGGUGAAGAAUUGGACGAACUUCUCAAUUCUCUUACAGAAGACAAACGAGAGCUUUUAAAAAAGAUUAUGGAGAAUGAUGCUGGUAGCGACAAUGAAAUCAAUAAACGAGAAAUAACUAAAAAGGCGAGUGCUGCCCCAGAUGAAAAUGGCUACUUAGAAAGUGGGCAAUCGGAUACCAGUAAACUGCAAGAAGGCAGUCCAGGUAGUGAUUCUAAUGCUCCGGCGCAAAGUUCGACAGAACAUAGCAAGCUACCAAAUCCGCAAUCAGAUAUUAAUGUUUUGCCAGUAACUAAAACAUUGGAAGUCAGCAAUAGCUCAUCUUCAACUAUAAUAAAUACCGACAACAAAGCAGAGUUCAUCACCCGUGACCCCGACUCAAACUCGGGAAAAUCUGAGAGUGGCGUAAACACCAUAGCUCCUGUAUUAGAUUCCAAUAAUCAAGCCAAAGUCAACUCAAAUCCACAAGAAUCUACAAAAACUGAAACAAAACGAGAAACUAAUAUGAAAGACUUAUCAAAUUUUGAGACCCCUUACGAAGACACCAAACCAUAUGAAGGUAAUUUUAAGGAUUCGCAGGAUUUUGCUCGUGAUUCAGGAUAUUUUUACUCUCAGGAUGAAGACCUAUCUCGAAUAAUGGAUGAUGAAUCACAAAUUAAUAAUAAUAUCAACAAGAGAGAGGUUUUAAAUGAUAAAGAUGCCGAUUUUUCUGAUUCGAUGAAAUCCUUGGAGGACUCAUUUCCUAAUUCUAAUUCAUAUGAUGACGAUGAUCCAUAUUCUGGAUCCGAUAUGGCGCCAUUGGUAAGAGUGAAAAGAAAGAAUUUAGACAUGAAUGUGAAAAAACGGGCUGCAGGUAUUUUGCCAGAUGCUAAGGUGGCGUACUUCCCCUAUAAAGCGGAAAACGAUGACGAAGAUAACGAUGAGGGUAAUGAAUUUGAUGAUGACGGAUUUUAUGAUCGUACGGCUAAUUUAGCGAAAAGUAACAUCAAAGAGAUGCCAUCAGAAGAAGAAACUUCGGAUAAUUUAGAAGGGUCCGCACAACAAACAAGCACUAAUAAUAAGAAUUGCCCAUUAAACUUGAUCAAUCGUUCGAAAUUAGCAUCGAAUAAUAAAAUGGAGAGUGAUACAAUGAGCCUUGGCUCGGAUACUGAUAGCGUUUUGUCUGGUGUAGAAGGAGUGGACGACAACUUAAUGUUCAAUAGUGGGACUCGAAACAGACGUACAGCAGAAGCGUCAGUAAAUAAUCAAGCCGCUGAAAACACAGAGGUAAAACUUAACCGUCCCAUGCGCUCUACACCGCUGAUGGAAGACAAGUUAAAAUCAGCUUCUGAAACUUACAUAAAUGUACCAAACUAUCAUGAGAACGAUGCCUUUGGGCCUCUUCCACGAAGUUACGAAGGCGAACUAGGCCGUUAUAAACGAAUAAGGCGCGUUAAACAACCCUCCUCUUCAAAGGAUAUGGCUUCCUCUAGUGCCUAAAUGGGAGCAGGUUAUUUUUAUUUUAUAAUUCUAAGUAUUUUUU